This is a messenger RNA of Musa acuminata AAA Group (dessert banana), 2694 nucleotides long. Its product is annotated as pentatricopeptide repeat-containing protein At3g16610. NCBI's taxonomy places the organism in Eukaryota, Viridiplantae, Streptophyta, Magnoliopsida, Zingiberales, Musaceae. The transcript has a single exon. Bases 219 to 1688 code for a protein of 489 amino acids. The record is from RefSeq and is a predicted model, not a curated record. Gene Ontology annotation, molecular function: protein binding.
ACUUAAUUGUAUUCAAACUCACAAGCUGAUACUUAAGCAUCAUCUCAUUCUAUGCAACUGAGAGAGCUGGAAACCAAUGGGUCAGUUCACUCUCCUUGUCGAACGUGGCGAACAGGGUAGUUCGGAAACACCGAACCGGUAGCCGACACGUGGACAGAGAUGAUACGGCCCGGCGUUGACUAUAAGUAACCGCCUUGUGCGGUUGACGCACCAUUCUCAUGGGCGGACUGCACAAGUUUAGACCACCAAAGAAGCUCUUCGGUCUUCACCUCCAUCGUACCCAUCUCUCUUCCUGCGCCACCGGUCACCGCCGAACCCCGCACUGGACCUCGUCAAACCACAUCCUCCAGAAUCAUCCUCGCUUACUCUCCCUCGAGGCUUGCCCCUCGCUUCCCGGCCUUCGAGCCACCCUCGCCUUCGCCGUCGUCUCCGGUCUCUUCCACAACCCCUUCGUCUCCAGCCGCCUCCUCCUCCACGCCACCUCCUUCGACUUCGCCUUUUCCUCCCUAAUUUUUCGAUGUAUGGAAUCUCCGAACCUUUUCUCCUGGAACACCGUCAUCAGAGCCGCCGCGGCCUCUGACGACCGGCGCCCCUCGGUCGCCUUCUCCCUGUACGCCGAAAUGCUACAGAGAGCCACUCUUCCAGAUAAGUACACCUUCCCUUUCUUGCUCAAGGCCUGCCGUUCCCCCUGUGAUCUUGGUUAUGGCAGACUAUUCCAUUGCCAUGCAUUGAUCUUCGGUCUCGGCAAUGAUGCAUUCAUGCAGACUGCACUCAUGUCGAUGUACUUAUCGUGUGGGCAUUUAGUUGACGCACGUCACGUGUUCGAUGAGAUUGCUCAAAGGGAUGUUGUCGUCUGGACUGCGACGAUCUCGGGUCUGGUCGAUAGAUGUUGCCAUGAGGAUGCUUUUGGGGUGUUCAAAGAGAUGAGAAUGUUCGACCAAGAUGUCACUCCUAAUGUGGCGACCAUGGUUUCAGCCAUGUCGGCGGUUGUGGGCUUAGGGUCUUUGGCUCUUGUCAAGAGCUUGCAUGCUAACAUGGAGAAGGUAGGUUUGGAAGGCGAUGUCUUUGUUAGGAAUUCACUGAUCGAUACUUAUGCCAAAUGCGGAAGCAUUGCUUGUGCCUUGCAAGUGUUUGAUAGUAUGAGUGUAAAGGAUUUGCAUUCUUGGACAGCCAUGAUAACGGCUUUAGCUUCGCAUGGCCUUGGCAGGGAGGCCAUUGAAGCAUACUCGAGGAUGUGUGAAACGGGUGUGUUGCCAGAUUCCACUACUUUCAUUGCUGUCCUUUCUGCUUGCAGCCAUGCUGGAUUAGUGAAUGAGGGGAUUGAGAUCUUUAAUUCUAUGGAAAGGGCUUACAAAGUUGUUCCCGAGCAAAAGCAUUACGGAUGCAUGGUGGAUCUUUUGAGUCGGGCAGGCCUCUUAGCUCGCGCAUACGAUUUCAUCAUAAGAAUGCCCAUGAAACCCAAUUUGGCGAUACUGGGUGCUUUAUUGAGUGCAUGUAGAGCUCAGAAUGACUUAGAACUAGGUGAACUUGUUGCGAAGAAAAUUGAGUCAUUAUGCCAAUAUAAGGGAGGUGCAGAUGUCCUUUUAUCUAACAUGUAUGCUGAUCAGCAACGAUGGCACGGAGUGGUUUCUAUAAGAGAAGCAGCAAGAAAGGAUGCAAAAAAGCCUCCUGCACAAAGUUGGAUUUGAGGCAGGAACAUACUUGAUAAUUUCUUGGUUGAAUUCUGGUCACAUCCGCAUCCUAAUUAGAUGCUUUUACUGCAGGAGGGUCGAGAAGGUUCUUUGAUAUAUGGCUUGUCUCUUCAUGUGCUUGAUCCUCUCUCAUAAUGGAAUGCCCCAGUGGGAAUGGAAGUAGCUUGAUAAACUGCAGAAAGACAAUGCAAGGUCUUUAUGAAGCUUCUCAAUUUCAAGUAGAAGUGGCUGAUAGGACAAGGCUUUAAUGAUGAUGGAGAUUGGUACCAGUUGUUCUCUACCUGUGAUUUUUAGAGCUUAAUUUUGAUGAAUAAAUAAGGAGAUCUAGUGUCAACAUGCCUUUUUUUUUCUAGAAAAGCAAAUUUGGAAUUAUGACUCUAUGAUGCCAAAGCUGCUUGCUAUUCAUAAUAAACAUCAGAGGUUAUGCGAAUGAGAACGGAACUGCAAAUUGAAAGAAUUUAUUUAUUUCCAUUGAUUGGUUUAUAGAUGGAACUGGGAAUUUAAGAUAUUUCUUUGUUUCCUUUGACCUUUAUGGAACAUUGUGCAGAGAGAAAACAUGGACUUUAGUAAUGCAUAUGCUUCAAAUUAAGUUAGGAUUAAUCCAUGGAGAUUGAUAGCCGUCACCCAGGAGUGAUUUUGGUAUAUUGCAUCUCAUGAUUUGUACAUGGAAUGACUUGAGUGUGUGUUGGUCUUGGAAAGAACAUAUAAUGUGACAAAGUGGAUAGGCUAAGGACAUGGUUCAUAAGGCAGUUUAUGUUUUGUAAAAUUCCUAAUAGGUUAUGCCUGUGAUAUUAAAGGUAGUUGUUCUCAGAGAUAUGUAGCCAGUUGGACCUAUUUGACAGUAAUAUUUCCUGAUUGAUUUUAUUUUAAUAUCCAAAAUUUGUUGAUUAUCCAAAUUGAUUUGCAUCUGAUGAUACUUUAGCAAUUGAAACAUUCUACUACAUGUAUUUCCAGGAUGCACACAAAUUACUUGAGCAAGUGGAAUUUAACUACUGCAAUGGAG